AUGCCACUAACGAAGGGUUGCAGUCAACUACAUCAAUUCUUGGAAGCAACAGUUCCCGUGGGACUCCCGCAAUUUGUAGUGCUUUAUAAUCAGGCGGCAAAGGUAUCUGAAGCUGUUGUUCCCGACCUUCCACUCCACCACAUCAGAAUCUUCAAUGAGAAGGAAAUUAAUGCAUUGCGUCCCGUCUCCCACUUGAGACCACAAAAGGAAAAGAUGCGCAGGAAAAAGAGACAAAAAAGGAAGAUAAUCUCUCUCUUUCUCAUCCCAAAAUUUUCCUCGGCCAAAUCGCUCCAAUCGGAACAGAUCCGACAGCUCCACGACAUCUUCAAGCGGUUCAACAUGGACCAUGACGGUAGCCUCACCCAGCUCGAGCUCGCCGCCCUCCUCUGGUCUCUCAGCCUCAAGCCCUCCGGCAACCGUGGAUCUUCUUCGCCAACAUGGACGCCAACGACAAAGGUGCUGUUGAGCGAGACCCAAUCAGUGGGUCGGUGCCCCUCUCCUUCGCGGCCUCCGUCAGCUCCAGCACGUCGUCCCAGAGCCGCCGCCGCUAUGCGACGGGCAGAACCUAGAUUCUGGAGGAAAUCGUGGCGGAGUGCGGCUGCAAUGAGGGACUUCUUGGGCGUCAUCUCGAGCACGAGUCCUGACAUGGUUGUUGUAGCCGAGCAGGAGGGGGAACACGAUGGGACGGGCUCUGCAAUUCUCUGA
Striga asiatica is the source of this 705-nucleotide messenger RNA. Lineage: Eukaryota; Viridiplantae; Streptophyta; Magnoliopsida; Lamiales; Orobanchaceae. The record is from the annotation of a GenBank genome assembly.